Closterium sp. NIES-65 is the source of this 1731-nucleotide messenger RNA. NCBI's taxonomy places the organism in Eukaryota, Viridiplantae, Streptophyta, Zygnematophyceae, Desmidiales, Closteriaceae. The record is from the annotation of a GenBank genome assembly.
AUGUUCCUCCUCGUCGGCCGCUCUUUCCCACGUCAGACCGCUUUCCUCAUCACCCUCACUUUCCCUCAUCACCCUCACCGACCCUCUAGUCGCAUAUGUUCCCCUAGUCGCCCUCACCCACAUUCCCUCUCGUCGCUCGCGCUUCCCCUCAUCACCCUUGCCGACCCUCGCCGCCCUUGCCUCCCCUCGUCGCCCGCGCGUCCCGUCGUCGAGCUUGCCUCCCAGUCACUCGCGCUUCCCCUCGUCAUCCGCGUUUCCAUCCGCUCUUCCCCUCUCCCCAUCUCACCAUCUCCAGCCCGUCCUACCUUCCUCAUUCCUUCCAAAGGGGUGGAACAGAGGGGGAGGAACAAAUGGGGAGGAACAAAUGGGGAGGAACAGAUGGGGAGGAACAGAUGGGGAGGAACAUAUGGGGAGGAACAGAUGGGGAGGAACAGAUGGGAAGGAACAGAUGGGGAGGAACAGAUGGGGAGGAACAGAUGGGGAGGAACAGAUGGGGAGGAACAGAUGGGGAGGAACAGAUGGGGAGGAACAGACGGGGAGGAACAGAUGGGGAGGAACAGAUGGGGAGGAACAAAUGGGGAGGAACAGAUGGGGGAGGAACAGAUGGGGAGGAACAGAUGGGAGGAACAGAUGGGGAGGAACAGAUGGGGAGGAACAGAUGGGGAGGAACAGAUGGGGAGGAACAGAUCCCCUCUCUACUCCCCACCAUCCUCCCCCCAGCUCUCUCCCCGGCAUCUGCCCCCGUUUCCCCCAUCCUCUUCCCUGUUUCCCCGUAUCCCCUGCCGUGGUUCCCCCCAUCCUAUCCCCUCUUACCCCGUAUCCCCUGCCCUGCUUCCCCCCAUCCCCUUCCCUGCUUCCGCCCAUCCCUCCUCUUGCUUUCCCCCAUCCCCUGCCCUGCUUCUCCCCAUCCCCUUCCCUCUUCCCCUCAUCCCCUUCCCUGCUUCCCCCCAUCCCCUUCCCUCUUCCCCUCAUCCCCUGCCCUGCUUCCGCCCAUCCCCUGCCCUGCUUUCCCCCAUCCCCUUCCCUGCUUCCCCCCAUCCCCUUCCCUGCUUUCCCCCAUCCCCUACCCUACUUCCCCCCAUCCCCCACCCUGCUUCCCCUCAUCCCCUUCCUUGCUUCCCCCCAUCCCCCUCCCCUUCUUCCUCCCAUCCCCUUCCCUGCUUCCCCCCAUCCCCUUCCAUGCUUUCCCACAUCCCCUGCCCUGCUUCCCCUCAUCCCCUUCCCUGCUUCCCCCCAUCUCCUUCCCUGAUUCCCCCCAUCCCCUUCCCUGCUUUCCCCCCAUCCCCUUCCCUGCUUCCUCCCAUCCCCUUCCCUGCUUCCCCCCAUCCCCUUCCCUGCUUCCCGUCAUCCCCUACCUUGAUUCCCCCCAUCCCCUUCCCUGCUUCCCCCCAUCCCCUGCCCUGCUUUCCCCCAUCCCCUUCCCUGCUUCCCCCCAUCCCCUUCCCUGCUUCCCCCCAUCCCCUUCCCUGCUGCCUCCCAUCACUCUCAUUCUCCUUCCUCCCACAUUCACUCUCUCAGUCAUCUCGCACUCCCUCUCUCUCUCCGUCCUCUCGCACUCGCACUCUCCUUCCCACCACCCUCAGCCCUCCUUCCCCUCACCCUCUCCCCUGUUCCCACCUGCCCUCCAUAUCCCUGCCUUUCCCUCCCUGCCCUACCCUUCCCUUCUCCAUCCCUUCUCAACCCUUCCCUUUCAUGUCAUGCCCUCCCCUUUGUCAGAAUGUUAUUAUCUAG